UUGCUAUCAUCACUAUGGGCUCCUACUAUCCAAUCCACUCUCAACAGGCACUAUCAACCUCACCUACCCAGCACCUUCCCUUGUGGCUUGUACUAUUAAAACUACCAAUAAAAAAAAAAACCCUUCCUCUUGGGACUUAUUAUGUGGCGCAAAAAGAAUUCAAAACAAGAACAUCUCAUCUUCACCAACAAAAAACACUGCAGUUCUAUGGUUUCUAGUGUACUCUCCUUAAAAGGAAAGAAUGUCUCUUGUUGUUGAAAGCAAUGCGCUUUUCAAAGAUUAAGUGACUAAGCUCAAGAAACUUAUGAGAAAGAUUUGAUUUCGAGCGUACCCAUCUGUCAAAAAUGUAUAAAAUUCCAUUUGAAAUCAAGCAAAAAGAUGGUAGUUUGGUAUACCCACCUCCUCAGUCAUCUCUCUCUGCUCCAUAUUUUAGUACUAACUAUGAGACAGAAGCAACCCCAACAUCAUCUUUCAACAGAAUUAGUCCAGUACUUCUUUUGCUUAUAGUAAUUCUAGCAGUAAUCUUCUUCAUCUAUGGUCUUCUCCAUUUACUUGUAAGAUUUUGUAUGAAAGUGCCAUCUUCUUCAGCUGUUUUUCAAUCAAAUAGAUACCCGGAAACCUCUGGCUCCCAUACUUUCCAAAGACAGCUUCAACAACUCUUUCGCUUACAUGACUCAGGUCUAGACCAAGCUUUCAUUGAUGCUCUACCAGUAUUCUACUACAAAGAUAUAAUGGGUUUGAGGGAGCCAUCUGAUUGUGCUGUUUGUUUAUGUGAAUUUUCUGACCUUGACAAGCUAAGGUUGCUUCCAACGUGUAGUCAUGCUUUUCAUACUGAGUGUAUAGAUGUAUGGCUUCUUUCAAACUCAACAUGCCCUCUUUGUAGAGGGACUCUAUCGGCCUCUGGCAAUUCUAUGGAAAUUCCAGCACUUAAUUUUGCUGUUUCCAGGGAGCAAUCAAAUAGGUUUCCUAGUAAUGGAGAGAAUAGGUCUUCUAGUAGUCAGAACCCAAUAAAUAUAGAGGAAGCUGUUUGCGAAAAGAGGGUAUUUUCUGUGAGACUUGGGAAGUUCAGAAGCUUACAUGAUGAUGGGGUAGGUAGUGGAAGGAGAGAAGGGGAAACAAGUAGCUGUAAUUUGGAUGCUAGAAGAUGUUAUUCAAUGGGCACAUAUCAGUAUGUGGUCGAUGAUUCAAAUCUACAAGUGGCAUUAUCUGAUAGUAGUGGUGUUGGUGAUGGAGGUAGUAAUGUGAAUCAUGUCAAUGAAAGAGGAUACCUUGCAAAUUUUUCAGAUACCGGGGAUGUGGAGGGAAAGAAAAUCAUUGGCCACACCAAAGGUGAGAGCUUCUCCGUAUCCAAGAUCUGGCUUUGGUCAAAGAAGAGCAGAUUUCCAAGUUCUUCGAACAAUCGUAUGGAUUUGUUGCCUUCUCUUAAUGCAAGUCUCCCAAUUAAUAAUGAUGAAACUCAUGCUGUAUAGAAGGUGCAUGACUAAAUUUUUUGUGUUCUCUCUUGAUUAAUCAAUCACACACGUAUAAGCUAGUAAUGUUGUGUUCUGUUUUUCUCAUUUCUAGUUAUAAUGUAAAGAUAUAACUCUUAUUUAAAAAUUUUCUCAUCUUUUGCCAAAAGUUUCAAGGACAGUAUGUUGCAGUAAUGAAAUUAAAGAU
Molecule: messenger RNA, 1656 nt
Organism: Quercus lobata
Lineage: Eukaryota; Viridiplantae; Streptophyta; Magnoliopsida; Fagales; Fagaceae
Product: RING-H2 finger protein ATL46-like
Exons: 2
Coding region: 345-1469 (374 amino acids)
Molecular function (GO): ubiquitin protein ligase binding
Source: RefSeq, a predicted model, not a curated record